This is a messenger RNA of Hansenula anomala, 834 nucleotides long. RefSeq lists its product as uncharacterized. The coding region runs from base 1 to 834 and encodes 277 amino acids. Lineage: Eukaryota; Fungi; Ascomycota; Saccharomycetes; Phaffomycetales; Wickerhamomycetaceae. The record is from RefSeq and is a predicted model, not a curated record. The transcript has a single exon.
AUGCUUGGGUUCACCAAAAGGACAGAAAUCGAAGAAGUUGAUCAAGGUUACGAAGAACGCGCCUCUAAACCUUCAGGAUUUAACCUGAAAAUUGGUUUUUUAGUUAUCUAUCUGUCGUCGUUGAUGUUUUUACUAUCAUCAAACUAUUUUGAAGCUCAACUACCAACAAAAGUUGCAUCAUUUGACAUUGAAUAUUAUCAGAACCCUUCGUCAGUUUUGGAAAAGAUCUUUGAAAUCACAGAAGAAGGAACAGUCAAAGUUAUCGAACCUUCCUUAUAUAUCGAUGAGCAUCAAGCAAGACUGGAUAUGAUGAUAUACGAAUAUUACAAUGAUUCUUCAAGUGUUAAUGAGACAGAAUUGAACGCUUUCUCAACAGGACUUAUAUUUCUUCAAGAAUUGGAGUCGCCUUUCAAAAACUAUUUCGGUUUAAAUGGAGAUUUAUAUUACGAUAUAGUUGACUUUCUUGAAAACACAAUCUACACUUUAUACUUUGAUGAAUUUGCUACAGAAUUUGAAGAUUCCAUGGAUUUGAAUAAUUUAAUUCAUUGGAUCCAAGUUAAUAACAACUUAAGAUUUGUGCUGUUUUUCCUGAUUAUCAUAUAUAUUGUUGAACAGGCCAUAUCAUUUCUAACACCUAAAAACAAGUUCCUUCAUACAAAAAAACUUGUGUUGUUGUCAAUCAAUAUCUGUACAACUUUGGCUAUUCUAGGAAGUUUUGUUGUUUACUGCUGGAUUGUUUACAGAUAUCCUUCUCCCAUAAAUAAUUUCAACCUAGUGACCACCAUAUUUAUAUUCAUAAGUUCUAUAUCUGCUAAUAUCUACAAUUUCAAAUAG